Molecule: messenger RNA, 456 nt
Organism: Gossypium arboreum
Lineage: Eukaryota; Viridiplantae; Streptophyta; Magnoliopsida; Malvales; Malvaceae
Exons: 1
Coding region: 1-456 (151 amino acids)
Source: RefSeq, a predicted model, not a curated record
AUGUCUUCAGCUAGUUUUUCACCUCAUCCACUACUUGUUUUCAAUGGUGAAAACUACCACAUUUGGGUAGUAAAGAUGAAGACCUACCUUCAAGCUUUUGACUUGUGGGAGAUAGUGAAUGCUGAUAUUGAGCCACCACCAUUGAGGGCUAAUCCUACCAUAGCACAAAUCAGGCAACAUAGUGAUAAUCGUGCUAAGAAGUACAAUAUCAUGUCGUGCCUGCAAAGUGGUGUUUCAGAUGUGAAAUUGACCAGGAUCAUGACCUAUGAGACUCUAAAAGAAACUUGGGAUAAGCUAAAAGAUGAGUUUCAAUGCUUAGAAAAAACUAGACAACAACAACUUAUUAAUCUCAGGAGAGAUCUUGAGAAUUUGAAGAUAAGGGAGGUUGAAACAGUGAAGCAUUUUACAAAUAGAAGCAUGGCAAUGGUUAAUAGCAUUAGACUUCUUGAAGACUAG